AUGACGAGCGCGCUGGCCUCUGUCAACUUCUACAUAGGGCAGGUGGAGCUGCAGGCUCAGCUGCGCGAGAGCCAGCUGCAGCGCAAGCUUGAGAAGGUGCAGGAGGCCUGCAAGAAGAAGCUGCAGGAGGUCCACAAUGGCUACACCCAGGCCAAGCGGAAGUAUAUGGAGGCAGCCCAGGAGAAGCAGAACCUGGAGGCUGACAGGGCAGAGCUGCAGCAGAAGUAUGCGCAGAAGGCGCAGCAGGCUCGCAAGCUGCAGGAGAUGUUCCAGAAGCUGCAGAAGGAGAACGAGAUGCUGCGCUCCGGCCGGCAGCUUGGCCAGAGCGCGGGCUCCAUGCUGGCUGGCAGGCAGUACAGAAGCACCACCCCUCCGCCAAUGGGAGGCGGCAUGGGGGACCCAGGUGGCAACUUGGUGACAACCAUACACCGCAAGCAAGUGUUCCUGAACCCAGGUCAGGCAGACAUGGGCCACAACAUGAUGCACAGCAGCCAGCAGCAUCUUGGCGGGGAUUUGGUGGAUCUGGGCCUGUAG
Messenger RNA from Coccomyxa subellipsoidea C-169, 534 nucleotides. RefSeq lists its product as hypothetical. The record is from RefSeq and is a predicted model, not a curated record. Bases 1 to 534 code for a protein of 177 amino acids. The transcript has 4 exons. NCBI's taxonomy places the organism in Eukaryota, Viridiplantae, Chlorophyta, Trebouxiophyceae, Coccomyxaceae.